AUGACCCAAAGCGCUCCGUCGCCUCUACACCACCCGCAGCGACUCUCGAAUACACAGCAGCAUCGGUUCACCGCCACGCCCGCCUCGACCGACAUGGCGCCGCGCAUAACAAGUCCUCAGCAAAGGAAUGCGCCGAGCACUCCGAGCCCGAACUACUUUGCCUUCCAGGCCGAAGACAAUUCGUAUCUUACUGCAUCGAAAAACCUCUUCUCGCCGCCUUCGUCUAGCAUAAGGAGCACCGCAGGCCUGUCACCGGCUGUCGUGCCACUCGAUCAAGAUGAACAGUACGCCUCAUUCAAGAAAUCAGCAGAAAGCACCUCUGGUUUUACACUCUCUGGCCUGGGCACUGCAAGACCGGCUCUUGUCUCGCGUCCGAGCGUCAACAGCAAAGCGUGGGCACCGGCCCCAGCAAAGUCGUCCCCGCAGCACAGCGACCCAAAAGACAUAUCAGCCCAACAGCCUUCACACCGCUCAGUCUUGGACCAGUCUACCAUAUUGUCUCGCUCACCCAAGCGGUCACACUCACCCGGCUCGCAGAACAUCAGCAAGAGACGCGCGUCGCCUCCGACCUUCGAUGACUUUCAAAAGGACAUGUCCAAUGGCAAACUAGAUUCGCCCAAAUCUGAUGACGGCCAAAGUUUCCGCUUACAGCUUCCGCUGGACAACUUGGCAGCGUCCUAUCAGGCUCAGAAGAACCGCUCCGAGACGCUCCCGGUCACGACGGAUACUGACGCGACCGUUUUCGCCACUCCGCAGCAUGUCGUGAACUUGCUCAACACGAGAAACGAAGACAUUCUCCUUCUAGACCUGCGCGUCCAAACACAAUACGCCAACUCUCACAUCAAUUCUGCGCUCAGUCUGUGCAUACCCACGACAUUAUUGAAAAGACCUUCUUUCAAUGUACAGAAACUUGCAGACACUUUCAAAGACGAGGAACAACGCGCGAAAUUUGAGAACUGGAGAAAGAGCAGCUAUAUCGUUGUCUACGAUGGCAGCUCCGCCGUAACGAAGGACGCCACCAUAUGUCUCAACACCAUCAAGAAAUUCCGCGGCGAAGGUUACAAUGGAACCCUCUACAUCAUCAAAGGUGGCUUCCAUGAAUUCUCCAAACGCUUCCCUCAAUAUGUCGACAGUGGCCUCCAGAGUCAGUCCAAUGGCUCGCAGGGCGUUGAUGGCGAUGGUCCAGAGGUGGCUCCGGUUGUCGGUGGCUGUCCUAUGCCAUCGACUGACAAGCCAGCGAAUCCGUUCUUUGGCAACAUCAGACAAAACAUGGAUCUGAUAGGGGGGGUUGGACAGAUAGAACUGAAACACCCCUCACAAGAGACGAGUUCUGCAGAAGAGGAGUAUCCAGAGUGGAUCAAAACCGCCGCCCAGAAGAAUGACAAAGGCAAGCGUGUGGCUAAUCGUUUUGAGCAGAUUGAGCGCAGGGAAAAGAAGCGGAUGGAAGACGCGCUCUCUGGCAAGGUGUCUUUCGGUACGCCGACAAAUGUCGACGCUUCAGGCGCGGUUCAAAUUGCUGGACUGGAGAAGGGCAACAAGAAUCGUUACAACAAUAUUUGGCCAUUUGAACACUCGCGAGUACGCCUUCAAGGGGUUCCGAAUCAUGGUUGCGACUACUUCAAUGCAAGUCACAUCAAAGCGGCUUGGAGCAACAAGAGGUAUAUUUCAACGCAAGCACCGAUUCCUGCUACGUUCAACGAUUUUUGGAACGUAGUUUGGCAGCAAGACGUGCGUGUCGUGGUCAUGCUCACUGCCGAGAAAGAAGGCGCCCAAGUCAAGGCGCAUAACUACUGGGACCAGAGGCAAUACGGAUCAAUACACCUUGACUUCCUGUCUGAAAAGCGAGCAUCGCUGGAACCGUCCAGGAUACACAAAGCACAUCAGAAAAGACCGUCCACUGUGAAACGUAAUUCGACGAAGUCACAAAAUCCCGGUGUACCGCUCGCCACAAUCGACAACAAGGAAGUAAAGAACGCAGGUGGAGAACAGCCAUACGUGAUCGUGAGGAAAUUUACGAUCAGCCAUGACCGCUAUCCGUUUGAACCAAUGCGUGAGAUCACCCAACUCCAGUACUCCUCGUGGCCCGAUUUUGGAGCUCCUGCACAUCCGGCGCAUCUACUGGGCUUGGUUGAACAGACGAAUGCCGUCGUCCGUGCGACGAAUAAGGUACGGGCUAGUCAGCCUGAAGAUAGUGAUCGGCCGAUUCUAGUGCACUGCUCAGCUGGCUGCGGCAGGACAGGCACAUUCUGUACUGUCGACAGUGUGAUUGACAUGCUGAAGCGUCAGCGCAUCAGCAGCAACUCGAGGGAGCAUACGCCGAUGGAGGUCGACUCAACAACAUCAGCGAAGAAGCAGACUGAGCGGAAUGGCGAUAGUAAAGGCGAUUUCUUUGCUUCGCAGUAUCAGCCAACCACUAAGGAUCUCGAUGACUCCUGGCUGUCGCGUGAUGAUGUCGACCUGGUCGAGAGGACGGUCGAAGAUUUCCGUCACCAGAGACUCAGCAUGGUGCAAACCUUGCGACAAUAUGUAUUGUGCUACGAGAGUGUCAUGGAAUGGAUCGUGGACCAACGACAGUUGGCAAAGGAGCAGGAGUAA
Messenger RNA from Cercospora beticola, 2595 nucleotides. RefSeq lists its product as uncharacterized. NCBI's taxonomy places the organism in Eukaryota, Fungi, Ascomycota, Dothideomycetes, Mycosphaerellales, Mycosphaerellaceae. Gene Ontology annotation, biological process: protein dephosphorylation. The record is from RefSeq and is a predicted model, not a curated record. Gene Ontology annotation, molecular function: protein tyrosine phosphatase activity.